AAAUAUCAAUUAUUCUACCAACUAUCACUGCACUAUUCUUAAUGGCUAUGUUAAGAUAAAAAUUAUACAGUUUUGCUUGGCUACAAAACCCGGGAUUUACAGAGAUGGUUGCAGCAAAAUGGAGAGAGAUUUCAGUCCAAGGAUGGGGUGGAUUCAUUUUGAAGGAAAAAUUGAAAAAGACUAAAGAGUUCCUUCGGGUUUGGUCAAAAACUUCAUUACAAGAAGUGGAUAGAAAGAUUGAGGAAUCUAAGGAGGAGAUGAAUAGAAUUGAUGUAAAAGCAGAAAAGUGCAGCUUAACAAAAGAAGAUCUAUUCCUUAGAAGCUCACACUACACUGAAUUAUUAAAGAAUAUGCAAUUGAAAGAAGAGAUGGCCCAACAAAAAGCAAGGAAAAACUGGCUGAAAAUAGGAGACGCUAAUACCAGCUUCUUCCACAAUUGCAUCAAAGGGAGAUGGCGCAGAAAUGAAAUAAAUGUAAUCUCCAUAGGGGGUGAAGAGUUUAGGCAAGUUGGAGAUAUAAAACAAGGAAUGAUGAAGUAUUUUGAGAACUUAUUUACAGAUGAGGGAUGGACAAGACCGAAGUUAGAGGGGCUCAAAUUCAGAACCAUUUUGGAGGCAGAUAGAUGUAUGCUUACUAAGCCUUUUACAGAAGAAGAAGUCAAAACAGCGGUAUGGAAUUGUGACAGCACCAAAGCUCCAGGGCCAGAUGGAUUUACUUUGGGUUUUAUAAAGAGUGAAUGGGAGGUGAUCAAGGCAGAUAUCAUGGAAUUCCUUAAGGAUUUUCACAGCAACAGAAAACUGGUAAAGGGGUCUAAUGCUUCUUUUCUUGUCUUGAUACCGAAGACAGAGAACCCCCAAGGUGUGGAGGAGUAUCGACCCAUCUCUUUAAUUGGAUGCACUUACAAAAUUCUUGCUAAGUUGCUAGCAAAUAGGCUCAGCAAAACAUUGAACUCAAUUAUAGGAGAAAAUCAAUCUGCUUUUAUUGAGGGAAGGCAACUUGUAGAUGGAGUGGUUGUUGCAAAUGAAGCGAUUGAUAGGGCACGAAAAAGAAAAUCCCGGUGCUUUAUUUUCAAAAUCAACUUUGAAAAAGCUUAUGAUAAGGUGAGCUGGUCCUUCCUUGAUUACAUGAUGGAGAGAAUGGGUUUUGAUAUAGUAUGGAGGGGGUGGAUCUCAGAAUGCUUAAGAUCAAACACGGUGUCCAUUUUAGUCAACGGAAGUGCUACCAAAGAGUUCUCGAUGACAAAAGGGCUCCGACAAGGCGACCCAUUAUCCCCAUUCCUGUUCCUAAUGGUGGCAGAAGCUCUAAAUGGACUAACUUUCGCAGCUGUUGCAAAGGGUUACUUCCGUGGAGUCAAAAUAGGAGAGGGAGAGUUAGAAAUCAGCCAUCUUCAGUUUGCGGAUGACACACUUUUUAUGGGAGAGGCGACUGAAGAUAACAUUUGGACAGCAAAAUGCAUAAUGAGGGCAUUUGAAUUGGUGUCAGGUUUGAAGAUAAACUACAGAAAAAGCUCUUUAAUUGGAGUGAAUACAGAUGAAGACUGGAUCAGAAGCAUGGCAUGGAUGCUGAACUGUAAAACCGAAUCCCUCCCUUGUAAAUAUCUUGGCAUGCCAUUGGGGGCAAAUCCAAAGAGAAUAACCACCUGGAGACCUCUAAUAGACUCAUUCAGAAGAAAGCUCUCAGUUUGGAAAGGAAGAUUCUUAUCGCUCGGUGGACGAAUUACCCUCAUAAACGCUGUGCUAUCCAGCCUACCAGUGUUCUUGAUGUCGGUAUAUCUGCUCCCAAAACAGGAAAGAGUCUUAGGAUCAUCAUGGUGGAAUGAUAUUUGUAAAUUAAAUACGGGUGUAGAUAGCAAAGAUGGGUGGUUGCUUCCGAAUCUCAAAAUGAAUUUGGGAGAAGGGAAAAUUGUUAGAUUCUGGCUAGACACAUGGGUGGGAGGGACCUCUUUGGCUAAUGUUUUUCCAAGGCUGUUUUUGUUGGCUACAGAAAAGAAUUGCAGCAUCAAUCAAAUGGGACAUUGGAACGACGGAAGCUGGGACUGGAAAUUCAAGUGGAGAAGACCACUUAGAGCUUGGGAAGAGGAAAAUUUGCAACAAUUGCUGGAGACAAUAAAACACAAAAAACUAGUGCAAGGCGCAACGGACACUUGGUGUUGGAGCCUAGAGACCGGGGGAAGAUAUACCACAAGGACAGCUUAUGUGCAGCUAGCAAAAAAAGAGGAGAAUAGGCUGCUGGAGUACACAAAAAUAUGGGAGGCGCAAGUCCCACCAAAAGUGAGUGCUUUCUCAUGGCAACUACUCUUAGAUAGAAUUCCUACAAAGGUUAAUUUAGCAAAGCAUGGAAUUUUGAAUGCUACUCAAAAUAUAAAAUGCUUUUGGUGUGAUCAACUUCCUGAAGAUACAGAACAUCUUUUUCUAGCUUGCAACACCUCCUACAAUUUGUGGACAAAAUGCCUUAAUUGGUGGGGAUUAUAUUAUGUAUUAGGAAACACUUGUAUAGAUGUAUUCACCCAACAUAGAUGGCACAGGGGGUCAAAAAGCUUAAAACAAGGAUGGGGCAUGUUAUGGUUUACUGUAGUUUGGUCAUUAUGGUUAAGCAGAAAUGAAACUGCUUUCCAACAUAGGAAGUUAAAUGAGGAUAGGCUAUUUGAACUAGUUCAAGCACGCUCAUUUCACUGGGUUAGAAAUCUAUUGAAUUUGGAAAAUUUCUCCUAUAUGGAAUGGAUUUCUAAUCCAGUGAGAUACUUGACAAACAGGAUAUAGAGACUUGAUGGGAGUAUAGGUUUCCUGGGUCUGGUUUUUGGAAUGGUGGAUGAUUUUGUCUUGAUCACAUUGACUACAUGUAAUUUCAUGUACUGAUAUUUAAGGAUUUGAGUACCCCUUGUACUCACAAUAAAAUUCUUUUGCUUUU
This is a messenger RNA of Rubroshorea leprosula, 2907 nucleotides long. The record is from the annotation of a GenBank genome assembly. NCBI's taxonomy places the organism in Eukaryota, Viridiplantae, Streptophyta, Magnoliopsida, Malvales, Dipterocarpaceae.